AUGGCUUCUGCUCACGAUCGAGUAUUCUAUAAGACCAGCGAGUUCCUUGCGAUUGUAUUCUAUCUGGGUGCUUGGCUACUACAGCGACAUUUCCCCCUCACAUUUUUUGACGACGAGAACAAGCAAUUGGAGAACAUCCUCGUCGUGGCCGGACUGGGUCUCCUUGCUGCAGGAGGUCUUCUGGUACUGUCAGUGAAAACGGAACUCAACAAGUAUUCGCAGUCCUCGCAGCCUGGGAAACCCACUACUCGGCUCAUCCAAACGGGGCCCUUUGGCUUCUCACGAAAUCCCACCUAUCUGGCAUUUGUUGGCCUGCUGUUUCCGGGAAGCGCUCUUUGGUGGGGAACUCCUUGGAUGUUGGUGUUGUCGCCAAUUUCGGGUUUGGUCUUCUAUCGUGUUUUGAUUCGAGAUGAAGAAAUAUAUCUAAAGAUGCAAUUUGGGGCGGAAUGGGACACCUACCGCCGGCGAACACGACGGUGGUUGUAA
Molecule: messenger RNA, 486 nt
Organism: Seminavis robusta
Lineage: Eukaryota; Bacillariophyta; Bacillariophyceae; Naviculales; Naviculaceae
Source: the annotation of a GenBank genome assembly